Molecule: messenger RNA, 4172 nt
Organism: Oryctolagus cuniculus (rabbit)
Lineage: Eukaryota; Metazoa; Chordata; Mammalia; Lagomorpha; Leporidae
Gene: WDR5B
Product: WD repeat domain 5B
Molecular function (GO): protein binding
Source: RefSeq, a predicted model, not a curated record
UCAUAGCCGGCACCGUGGCUCACUAGGCUAAUCUUCUGCCUGCGGCGCCGGCACACCAGGUUCUAGUCCCUGUUGGGGUGCUGGAUUCUGUCCCGGUUGCUCCUCUUCCAGUCCAGCUCUCUGGAGUUAAAUGGAGAAACUCCUUAAAAAUAGUUGUGAUUAGAUAUGAAUGCUCCAAGUGUUUUUUUUUUUUCUUUUCUUUUUUAAAGGCAGAGUUAGGGAGAGUUCAAAAUGUUCUAAAGAUUGUUCCUCCUAUUCUCACCACCUCAGUGUUUAUACCAUCUAUUUGCUAAAGCGAAAAUCUUUAUUCCAGGUCUAUGUAAAUUUCAAACCAUUCUGAAAUCAAAGCAAUGCAGGUUUUCCUAAAGACGAUUCAUUAUAGGUGUCCUUUAGAAUAUUCCUGAUGGGGCUGCUGCUGUGGCACAGCAGGUCAUGCGGUGCUGGCGUCCCAUGUGGGCGCCAGUUCCAGUCCCGGCUAACGCGCCUGUAAAAGCGGCGGAGGAUGGCCCAAGUGCUUGGGUCCCUGCACCCAUGCGAGAGACCAGGAUGGAAGUCCUGGCUCCAGGCUUCAUCCUGGCCCAGCGUGGGCCCUUACGGCCGUUUGUUGGGUGAACCGGAGAUUGGAAGAUCUCUCCUUCUGUAACUCUGCCUUUCAAAUAAAACUUUUAAACAAAUUGUGGAAAAUGGAGUUAAAUUUUUAAAAAUUAAGAUAUGCCUAAUAAAGAUACAAUAGGAAACCUUAUGUUUCAAAUGCUGUUUACUUGCGUGUGCACAGCAAGCAUCAUGAAAGCUGUUUGCCUUCUCACUUAAACUUGGCUACGGAGAAUACCGUUAGCUUUUUUUAGAACAGCGUUCUGCCGCUCUCGCGCAAUUUCAGGGAUGGAGCAGGCUUCUGGCUAGGGGUACACCUAUUUUUGUUUGUAAGGGUAAUUUGCAUCUGAAUGGCAAGUAUAGGUUGCCCGCUUUCACGGCAUUAAUUCCUAAGCCACUCAGCUCACUGCCCCCAUCUCCCCCAGUAAGGACCCUUUCACACGUUCAGUGCCCCUGGCUCGGAACGGCUUCUGACGUCCUUCCCGAAACGAUUACCAGGUUGAGCCCGGGGUCGUUACCCAGGCAGAAGUUCUGCCACACUUCCCCUGUCUGCACAUUGCCACUAGAAGGGGCAGGAGCAAAGCCAUCCGGGCGUCGCUACGCGGGGUCCCCCGCGUCGCGCUUCCGAAAUGCGUGACGUUCGGCAGCGUGCCUUCCAAGAGGCAUGGGCAAAGGCAGCCCCUUCUCGGGGCCGUUACCAAAAAGCAGUGUUCUGUGAAACAGACCCGCUGCUCUCCUUGCUGCCCAGGCCGGUCUGCCAUAAACCUGCUUUCCAUACAGGCAGUGGGUCCUGUGGGUCCCGUGUUGACGGAGCCGGGGCCCGAGCGAGGUGGCGGCCUGGGCGCUUUGCCAUUGGCCACUUCAGCCCGGAAGUUGGUGAUGCAGGAGGCGGGCCUUCCUUUGCGCGUGCGCUCGGCUGUCCUCACCGACGGCAGCCGCGGAGCCCUGUUGGUACCUGCGGCAAGCGGAGUGCCGGCCUGGGCCUCGCAAUGCCGGUGGCUAUGUCGGUUUUCUUUUAGCUUCUGAAACGAUCUGCUCCGAGCGGCGGUUCGGUCAUCUUCCAGGACCUGGUCGGUCUGGUGGGGGUUGCGGUGUUUUCAGUGCGGAGCUGAGGGGACAGCCCCCCGGCCCGGCCGCCGAUUUGGUUAGUACCUACUGGCCGACAGCGCUUGGGAACCUUUUAAAAGUCUCUCUCAAGUAUUUACCUAGAAGAAGAAGAAGUCCAAACCGUGAUGCUGAUUCAGUAUAUGUCAUAGUUAAGACGAUCCAGACAUUAGAAUCGUUAACAAACAAUUAUUUGGAUCGAUGUUUUUACUUUCACUUUGCUGGACAGAAAGACAAAACUGGACUGCCCGUUUCAGGCCGGACGCCCAGCCACGCUUGUGGCUCGACGCCUCAGAGCCAUGGCAACAGACGAGCCAGGAGACGCUAAGGCCCAGUCCCAAGUCUCAGCUUCCAGUCAGCGCCAGCAGGUGCCUGCAAAGCCCCACUAUGCGCUCAGCUCCACCCUCGCGGGACACACGCAGGCGGUGUCGUCGGUCAAGUUUAGUCCUAACGGAGAGUGGCUAGCCAGCUCCUCUGCUGAUAAACGAAUUAUAAUUUGGGGAGCAUAUGAUGGAAAACUUGAAAAAACCCUGUAUGGUCACAGACUGGAGAUCUCAGACGUUGCUUGGUCGUCGGAUUCCAGUCGUCUUGUUUCUGCUUCAGAUGAUAAGACGCUGAAGAUAUGGGAUGUGAGCUCUGGGAAAUGCUGGAGAACACUGAAGGGGCACAACAAUUAUGUCUUCUGCUGUAAUUUCAACCCCGCGUCCAACCUCAUCGUUUCUGGGUCUUUCGACGAGAGUGUGAAAAUAUGGGAGGUGAAAACAGGGAAGUGCCUUAAGACUUUGUGUGCUCAUUCUGACCCGGUGUCUGCAGUGCAUUUUAACUGCAGUGGGUCCUUGAUAGUGUCAGGUAGCUAUGAUGGUCUCUGUAGAAUCUGGGAUGCUGCAUCAGGUCAGUGUUUAAAAGUGCUUGUUGAUGAUGUCAACCCUCCUGUCUCCUUUGUAACAUUUUCUCCAAAUGGUAAAUAUAUUCUCACUGCGACUUUGGACAAUUCUCUUAAACUGUGGGAUUAUAGCAGAGGCAGAUGCCUGAAGACAUACACAGGGCAUAAAAAUGAGAAGUAUUGCGUAUUUGCCAGUUUCUCAGUUACUGGUGGGAAGUGGGUUGUGUCCGGUUCAGAGGAUAACCUGGUUUACAUCUGGAACCUUCAAACUAAGGAGAUUGUGCAGAAAUUACAGAGUCACACAGAUGUCGUAAUCUCAGUGGCUUGUCAUCCUACACAAAACAUCAUUGCAUCGGCAGCAUUAGAAAAUGACAAAACAAUUAAACUCUGGAUGAGUAACUACUGAACCCCACAGGGAACUGCGCAGUAGAGCUGAGGUGACAAAAAAACAAAACAAAACAAAACACCUGACUGAAGAUGGCAGUUUCUCUUCCCUUUGGUUUUAUAUUUCUGUACACAUUUUUGAAAAUUUUGAAAUUUAUAACCCAAACUUUAAAAAAUGACAUGAAGGAACAGGUGUUUAGGUUAGUAGUUCCCACAUCAGGGCACCUGGUUCAAUCCCAGCUCUGGCUCCUGACUCCAGCUUCCUGCUAAUGCAGUCCCUGGGGCACAGUGGUGAUGGCUCAAGUAAUCAGGUUCCUGCCACCCAUGUGGGACCCAUAUUGGGUUUCCAGCUUUAGCCCCAGCCAUUGUGGAUAUUUGGGUGGGAGCGCUCAAUGUCCUCUACUUCUUCAUUUAAAAAAAAAAAAAAAAAGCCAGCUGGGAAAGCAAGUGUAGAAUGUGGAGCCUCUGACGUGUCAUCUCGAGUGUCAGCAUUCGUCGCAGGUGUCUGUAUGUGGGUGGUCUCCUUCCUCCCAGUGACAGAGGCCCAGUGUAUUUGGGGAAUAUUUAUAAGUAAAUAUGUUCUUGUUAACUGAGGGAAGCAGGGGAGUUUGGAAUAAUUCCAAAUAAUUCCAGGCAUAAGCCUGGGACGAUAAUGGUGGAUUGGAAGUAUAUGUCAGAGGCCACCACACACUUUUGGUGACAUCCUGUAUGAUUGCAUGGAACAGUCCAUAUGGUUUGGGAACACCCAAAACAGGUGUCUGGCAUUUUGGUGAAGGAGCUCUCCUGUGCUGUAUUGUGCCACCCUGUGAUUUUCAGGCGAGCUGGAAUGUCAGGCUGGUGGGAUGGCUCUCCUUCACAAUGUGUCUGUCUCCUACCCACACUUCAAACUCAGCUCACUCAUCGCCACUUGCAGAGCCGUCACUUCCUGCCUGCCUCCAACCCAGCUAGCAGCUGAAUUAGGUUUUCCUACCUGUUCCCAUGGCUUCUGUUACAAAGUUCAAAAUGCAUUAUUUACCAGUUUGUAUUGUAAUGCUUUCAGUUGGUUAUGGUCUCUGGAGUUGGGAAGUGUAUCUUAGUCAUCUUUGUAUUGUCGGUUUGUGUGGAGAGAAGGGGCUCAAGUCACAUUGGGUGAAUGACAAUGAAUGACACCACAUAUUCAUUCUUUGCCUUGCUUUUGAUAAACUUUGGUAAUAAAUUCCCCAACCUGUCA